Molecule: messenger RNA, 2273 nt
Organism: Cokeromyces recurvatus
Lineage: Eukaryota; Fungi; Mucoromycota; Mucoromycetes; Mucorales; Mucoraceae
Product: WD40-repeat-containing domain protein
Exons: 5
Coding region: 311-2224 (637 amino acids)
Molecular function (GO): protein binding
Source: RefSeq, a predicted model, not a curated record
UCAUAUAUUCCUCCAUUUCUCUUUAUCUUGCUCUAAUAUAGGUUCUAGUUAAAUAUCUGAACUUCAACUAUCUUCUCCAUUGUCCUCACCCAAUCAACAAAAUAAUACCCAAAUAAAUACUCCAAUUGCAAAUGAUAUUCAUAAUAAUUCAACUUUAAAUUCUGCAUCUAUUUCAACUUCUACCAUCAAUAACAAUACCAUUACCUUAUCACCUUUACUUUUUGAGUCAUCUACUAACACCUUAAAUCCUGAAUUAUACCCUUUAGCUAACUUAGAGACUCCUAAUGAAUUAAAAAAAUUUACAUUUAAUAUGAAUGGAAAAACUGUUUUAUUCGAAGAAAUUCAUUCGACUUCGGCCAGAAAACGAUCUGCUUCAAAUUGGGAUGACGAAAGAAGCUAUAAACGUACUGAAUUGUCAAACAAUGAAGAAUUAAUGGAAUUAAAUAACAACAAUGAUAAUGAUAGCCUUACUGAUAGUAUUAAUGCAAAUACUUUACAAUCGCCUUCUAUAACUACUUCUAAUUCUUUUACACCAGGGCCUUCUUAUCCAACUUCUGAGGCAGCGGCAGAUAUUAUACCUGAUAGUCCUAAUUCCGCUCUACCAUCUCCUGUCUCAGAUCUUGAUCCUAAUGAGUCUUGGUCGCCUUCAAUUCCAGAUAAUCAAGAUGAGACAGAAGAAUCACAGUUAAUAACAACAAAUAACAAUCUAGAUUUAACAGAACCUUCUGCUUUUAUUGAACUAUUUGAAGAACUUCCAGCUAAGGUUCAAACAUAUUUUAUGUUCCAGUUAUUAAAGAGAUCUCCCCUUGAAGCUCUUCGUAUAGCUAAUGAAACUAUUUUAAAAGCUCUUAAAAAGGAUAUCCUAAUCAAUUUACCUAUUUCUAUUGCGCAUAAAAUUUUGGGUUAUUUAGAUGUUCAUACUCUAUGUCGUGCAACUGCAGUAAGUCGAAGAUGGAAUGAACUAAUUGAAAAUGCUUCCGAAGUCUGGGAAUUAAAAAUGAUGGAAUCUAACUUUAAACCAACCCCAAAAGAGCAAGAUGUAGACUAUAAAGAAAUUGUUCGUCGACAUACUAUCAUGCGUCACAAUUGGAAACUAAAUCUGCAUCACAAAAUGUUACUGGAUGGACAUGAAGAUGAUUUGGUUACCUGUCUUCAAUUUGAUGAUGAUAAGAUUAUUACAGGUUCUGAUGAUCACAGUAUUAAUAUUUAUGACAUCACAACUGGUGAAUUAAGACGUGUGUUACGAGGUCAUGAUGGUGGUGUAUGGGCACUUCAGUAUGUUGGUAAUACCUUAGUAACAGGCUCUAUUGAUCGUACUGUACGUGUAUGGGAUAUUGAGCGAGGCAUUUGUCGUUACAUCUUAAGAGGACAUUCCAGUACUGUGCGUUGUCUAAAAAUUGUAAUGCCGUCAAAAAUUGUCCACCCUGAUGGUUCAAUGACAAUAGAGCCUAGUGAACCCAUCAUCAUCAGUGGUUCAAGGGAUAUGACAAUUCGGGUUUGGAGGCUUCCAGACCUUGAGCACGAGCCUAAUAUACCUUUAUCAACCUGUUUAGAAGAUGAUAUAAUUUCAAGACGAUUUUUAAAAUUUAGAUUGGCUGAGCAUGAACACUCCGUACGUGAUUUAGCUGUUUAUGGCAAUACAUUAGUUAGUGGAAGCUACGAUAAUAAUGUUAUUGUUUGGAAUUUACAUACGGGUAGGAAGGUACAUGUUUUAAAGGGACAUACCAUGAAAGUGUAUUGCGUAUCUAUCGAUGAAAAACGUAGACAUUGUAUAAGUGGAAGCUUAGAUGCAUCUGUUCGAAUAUGGGGGUUGGAUGAUGGUGAAUGUAAAUUUGUAUUACAAGGUCAUGCUAUCUUAGUGGGGUUAAUAGGAUUAGCAGAUGAUUAUCUAGUUAGUGCUGCAGCAGAUUCAACUUUAAGGAUUUGGAAUCCUGAUAAUGGUGAAAGGCUUCGUAUUUUAGCUGGAGAUCAAGGGCAUCCAGGCCCAAUUACUUCUUUCCAGCAUGAUAAAUACAAAGUUAUAUCAGGAUCAGAAGGCGGCGUCAAGAUGUGGAAUACACAAACAGGUGAACUUAUGUAUAACUUGAUUGAAGAUGUAGCUGGUGUUUGGCGAGUUUGCUUUGAUGAAAGAAGAUGCAUAGCAGCUGUUAAAAAUGAACAUAAAACGCAACUAAUUGUACUUGAUUUUGGUAUUCAUAAUUUAGAAAGAGAAUAUAAUACUUGAUUUUACUUUUUGUUUAUAAAUUAAAUCUUUUUUUUUUUUUUUCGGGUAA